Molecule: messenger RNA, 3354 nt
Organism: Lactuca sativa (garden lettuce)
Lineage: Eukaryota; Viridiplantae; Streptophyta; Magnoliopsida; Asterales; Asteraceae
Product: phosphoinositide phosphatase SAC4
Biological process (GO): phosphatidylinositol dephosphorylation
Cellular component (GO): intracellular membrane-bounded organelle
Molecular function (GO): phosphatidylinositol-3,5-bisphosphate 5-phosphatase activity
Source: RefSeq, a predicted model, not a curated record
AGGUUGUGGUUUCCAUUAUAGAUCUUUAGCCUCCCCUGUCCCUCCCCUCCCCUCCCCGUGGAUCUGAUUCUCUAACACUCCGACAUCCCCCCUCCUCCCUGUCUCUCCUCCGUUUCUUCAACCUAAUCCUCGGUAAUACACUCAAGAAAGGUCAUAUCUUUGCAAUUUCUUCAACCCUGAUCAUAUACCAAUCUUUCAGACUAUUUCAUAUCCCUCUAUGGUGAUUAAUUUUAUCUUGAUUUCGAAUUCGAACCACCUUCUUAUCCACCGCCAAUCUUUUUGUUUGUUCCGAGAUUAAAAACCCUUUAUUGGUAUCUGUUUACCACCACAAACACAAAACAAAACGAAAUCACAAGCUAUACAGAACUACCGGGAGGAGUACCCGACAUCUUCGCAGGCUAGAUCGUAAUCGUGAAUGGAAGAGAGAGAAUUGGAGAAGUAAAAAAAAAAUUAUAAAGUUGGAAAGGAAUGCUAUAUCUGAAGCAACCAAACUCCAUGUGUUCGGGGUUUUGUUACUGGGCAGAGUCUAUAUAUAAUUAAACAGCCGCAGGGUUGAAUGCUCUUCUGAUUUGAUUUUUCGAACCGAGCCCUGAGGAGGAGGCUCGGAUCUGGAUUGGACAAGCAUCUGAUAGUAAUAACAAUGGCGACAGAUAAUGAGCAUAUCUCCCCUCCUUUUGAGGAACCAAUACCAUGCUUCUCUUUAAUGCCCGCGUCAGAAAGCGAGUCUAAUGUUCCUCUUGAUGAACCAUCCACCUCCCCGGUGGCUGCUCCACUUGCUUUUCUGCAAAAAUUCAGGCUUUACGAGACUCGAUCGAAAUAUUACAUGGUAGGAAGAGACAAGAGUCGCAGAUACUGGAGGGUAUUAAAAAUUGACAGGUUAGAGACUUCUGAGCUUAGCAUCCGUGAGGAUUCAACAACUUAUACAGAAUGUGAAUGUUCUGAACUCUUAAGAAGGAUCCAUGAGGGUAAUAAAUCCACAGGUGGACUCAAAUUCAUCACCACUUGCUAUGGAAUUGUUGGUUUCAUUAAAUUUCUUGGACCAUAUUACAUGUUGCUAAUUACACAAAGAAGACCAAUUGGCUCAAUUGGUGGCCAUAUAGUAUAUGCAAUCUCCAAGACUGAAAUGAUAGCCCUAUCUGAUUCUGUAACUCAGAUAAAUUUAACUACUUGGAGACAUGAAAAUAGAUACAAGAAGCUUCUGUCCAUGGUGGAUCUUACAAAGGACUUCUUUUUCAGCUAUUCGUAUAAUAUCAUGCGUAGUCUUCAGAAGAACAGUUGUAAUGAUGAAACAGGAAAUGUUCUUUAUGAGACGAUGUUUGUCUGGAAUGAAUUUUUAACCCGUGGGGCCCGAAAUUCCCUCCAAAAUACUAUGUGGACAGUGGCUUUGGUUUAUGGUUUUUUUAAACAAGAUAAACUUUCAAUAUCUGGACGUGACUUCAGAUUGACUCUCAUUUCAAGACGUUCACGCCAUUAUGCUGGGACCCGGUACUUAAAACGAGGGGUAAAUGAGGAAGGAAGAGUUGCUAAUGAUGUAGAAACAGAGCAAAUUUUGAUUGAAGAUGUUCCAGAAGGAUCUCCUAUGAAAAUCAGCUCUGUUGUACAAAAUCGUGGAUCUAUUCCACUUUUUUGGUCUCAAGAAACUUCACGCCUCAAUAUUAAGCCUGAUAUUAUGUUGUCAAGGAGGGAUCAAAACUAUGAAGCUACAAGACUUCAUUUUCAGAAUCUUGUAAAGAGAUAUGGAAACCCCAUCAUUAUAUUAAACCUAAUAAAGACUAAUGAAAGAAGGCCUCGAGAGUCAAUCCUUCGUACUGAAUUUGCUAAUGCAAUUAAUUCUAUUAAUAAAGAUCUAUCAGAAGAAAAACGUCUCAAAUUUCUUCAUUGGGAUCUUCACAAACAUUCUAGAAGCAAAGGGACAAAUGCAUUGCUAAUUUUAGGAAGAUUGACUUCUUACGCGUUGACUUUGACCGGUUUCUUCUACUGUCAAGUUAUACCAGAAUAUAAACCCGAUGGGUGCUUAAGAUGGCCAUAUUUUGAAAAUGAAAUUGGCAAUGAUGUGAAGAAGGAAAAAGAAAAACUUUGUGUGGAAAAAGAUAACAACAACUUUGUUAGAGCAGCAAUGUUCCAAAAAGGGAUUUUAAGGACAAAUUGCAUAGAUUGUUUGGAUCGAACAAAUGUUGCACAAUAUGCAUAUGGUUUAGCUGCUUUAGGACAUCAACUCCAUGCUUUAGAAGCAAUAACUUCUUCAAAACUUGAACUUGAUGAUCCUUUAGCAGAAGAAUUAAUGGGAUUUUAUGAGAGAAUGGGUGACACUCUUGCUCAUCAAUAUGGUGGUUCAGCUGCACAUAACAAGGUGUUUUCUGAGAGAAGGGGACAAUGGAAAGCUGCAACACAAUCACAGGAGUUUUUUAGAACUCUUCAAAGGUACUACAACAAUGCAUACAUGGAUGCAGAGAAACAAAAUGCUAUAAAUGUAUUUUUAGGGCACUUUCAGCCACAAGAUGGGAAACCUCAAGUGUGGGAAGUCGAUCCAGAGCAGUAUUCUACUGUAUAUGGGAAUGGACAAUCAAUUGUGGAUGAAGAUAGGAGGUCAUUGCAUAAGAAAUCAUUAUCAGAUGGAAAUAUUAUACGUGAGAGCAAGUUGCCUCCUUCAAGCUCUAGUCUUGGAAAGAGUUUAGCUUCUUCUGAUCAAAACAAAAUGAUGUCUGAAUCUACACCAGAUGUAUUAGCAUGUGGAAGUGGCUUGAAGUACUCAAGGGAGGCUUUUGGUGACUUUAAAGAUGGAUCAUUUGAUCAUGAGAAAUGUGACUCCUUUGACUGCUCAAACUUUGUUGACCUAGAUUGGCUUUCAUGUGAACAACAGUUUAUGGACAGAUCGAUUUUCAAAAACUCUUCUUCAGUGGCAGCUGAGAAUGAAAUUGUAGCACAAACAACUCCUUCCACCAGUGAAUCCAGCAUGAAGGGGAGCAAGCAUGCUGAUGAUAAUGAUACGAAUGAUUUUGAAGUUGGUGAGGAAUUUUCAGAUAGUUUUCUGAGUUGGGUCAACAAUGGAGAGACUCUUUGUCAUUGAGACUGAUGCUUAUUGGGUCUCUAAAGUUAUAUUCUUUUUUCAAUUCAAUGGGAGGAAAUAUCAAUUAUCAAAUAUGGAGGACUGGUUUUGAAAACUACAUCUUUCUUUAUGCAAUAGUUUGAGAGAGAAAAAGAGGCCAGGGUCAAUAGUGAAAGUUUCUGUUGUUGGUGGGUUGGUUUUGUAAAUAUAAAUGUAUCACUACUAUGAUGAGGUAUAGGAGAUACGAUGUUUGUUUCGGAAGCUGAUUCUUAACAACCAUAUAUAAAAUAUAAGUUAUGUUACUUUCA